AGAAGUGGUUGAGAGUAGAGUCGUCCCAGCUUUGUUCCAAUCGAUCCAGCAUGGCAUAAUAGAAUUUUUAAGAAUUGGAAAAGCUAAUAGUGAUGUAAUGUCAGCCGCUUUUGAUGGAAAGACAAAGUUCAUAGAAACUUACGCAAUCGAAUGUCGUCAAGAGAAGUAUUCUCAUAAGCUUCGCGCUAGAGAGGGACAUUUUUUGGCUGCAUGGACAGAUGGCGACGGCAAUAAUGCGCUUCACAAAGCAGCGAAGUUAGGUCCAGAGUCUUAUCUUGCUCAGUUUUCAGGUGCAGCCCUUCAAAUGCAAAAGGAAUUACAAUGGUUCAAGGAAUUUGAGUCUGUUGUUCCAGAGUGUAAAGACUGGGUGAAUCACAAUGGAGAAACUCCUUGGCAAGUGUUUACCAGGGAACACAUGAAAUUGUUAAAAGAAGCUGAAGCAUGGAUGAAGAAAGCAGCAAAUUCUUACAUUAUAGUUGGUACCCUCAUCAUCACUAUUAUGUUUGCUGCAGCCUUCACCAUUCCCGGUGGUAACAAUGGAAAUGGCUUCCCCAUGUUCUCACAUAAAAGAUUAUUUUUGACAUAUAUAAUGUCAGAUGCAAUUUCUCUGUUCGCUGCAUCUACUUCAGUGCUGACGUUUUUAGGAAUCCUCACAUAUCCCUACACUGAAAAAGAUUUUCUUUGGUUGAGUGUCGGCAUUCUCACGCUUCUCAUUUCUGUCGCAACAAUGAUGGUAGCUUUUUGUGCUGCUGUUUCUAUAAUGUUACCGGAUCGAUCGUGGGUAAUCUUCUCGCUAGUUUUGCUCGCCAGCAUCCCGGUCGUUGUCUUUUGGUCAUUGCAAUCUCAGAUUCUUAUUGAGAUUUUUUAUUCAAUUUAUGGGCCGGGGAACUUUAACAGGGAGAGAUCCUUUGUAAGAAAAAGGAUGUCAUCCAUAAUGGGGAAAUUUAGAAGCAAACUUACGGAGGGUGGGGAGUGUUAAUUAAACUACUUUUGUAUCUUAUAUUGAUCAUACGACUUGGCUUUAUAUGCAUCGCAGCUGCAAUUAUUGAAUGUGUGUGAUGACAUUAUUAAACUCUCUCCUAAUGU
Rubroshorea leprosula is the source of this 1086-nucleotide messenger RNA. The record is from the annotation of a GenBank genome assembly. Lineage: Eukaryota; Viridiplantae; Streptophyta; Magnoliopsida; Malvales; Dipterocarpaceae.